GCGGUGCCCCCAAAUUUUUGCGCUCGUCUGCAUUCCGUCGCCGCGCCUGCCGCCACUGGAGAGACAUACUUGCAUCAUGCAAAGGACAAAAGCCUCUUUUAUCCGUCACUCGAGGGAAAAAAAAUCUUAACAUUUUUAAAUCCCGCUUUUUUACAAUUUGUGCCGACCACUCAGAGCCCGGGGGGUUAAACAUCAUCAGCCGUUGCCCCAAGCUUUACGCAUGACUUGCCAGUACGUGCCAUCUUUAACCAUUCUCGUGCCAAAUCGAUCUGACGCACGGAAAAUAACCAAAAUAACGACUAAAACACAGGAUUUUUUUUUACAUCUUAUUUUAAAGAAAGUGAAUCUUAAAAUGGGAGGUGUCUGGAUCUUGGUUGCGUUGACUUGGAAUAAAAGGUGCUUCGCCUCCCUCCUGCCAGUCCUGCAUGGUCAUGACCUGUCAUAACGCCCCUUCCCCAGCUCGCCUCAUCCUAUUGGUCCUGCUCAUUGUCACUCCACAGCUAGCCGGCUCCGCCCCGGCAUGGGGCGAGCAAGGGGAGGGAGGAGGAGUGCAGGGGCGUACACGGACAGACCACAAAGAGGACAGUCUGGGCCCCCUCCUCUCGCUUCCCCAGCCCCAGAUUUUCCCUGGCACAGACGACGCAUCGCAAGAUCGGGGUCGUGGUCCAGGUCAAGAUAACCAAUUAGAUAAAUUGAGUGACCCCGAGCAGCUGCUUGCUGUUCUUUUGGAGUCUCUGGACCACCCGGGGGAUGGCGAAAUUCUUGCCAGCAGAAGCAGAGACUGGGAGGAAGAGGAUCAGAGUCGGAAGCUGCCCUCCGCUGAAAGCAUGCAGGGUGGUGAGAUAAGAGGAGCAGAGCAGACAGAAGGGGAGAGGGGGAAGCAAGAGGACAAUGAGAAGCAAAAAGCUGAUAAGGCAAUUGAAAAGGUAAUUUUAGGCCAUUUGGCAGCUGUUCAGGGGGAUGAAAUUAAGGAAAAGGAGGAAGAGGAGGCCAAAACCUUAAGAUCAAGGGAGGAUCAAAGGGCAACUGAUGAAGAAAGGAGCAAUGAAGAAGAGGAGCAAGAGGAGGGAAAUAAUUUAGAAAAACUCAUAGACAAAGCCAAAUCUUCAUCCACUUUAGAGGGGAAUGAUCCCUCGUUGGAGCGCAAAAUCCGUGGCUACUUCCAAAACAUAGACUUGGGUCUGCAAGACAAUGAAAUCCUGCCUCCUCUGAAGGGCUACAAGGCGUACAACACUCAGCUCGCACGAGCUGGGAAGAAACAGCACUGGCAGGACAACAUGUCUCGCAAUAGACCUGUCAAAGGGGGGAACUUUAUGGAUGACUUCGAAGAUGGAGGCGAGGAGCUGGAGGAGGAGAUUGAAGAGGAAGAGGAGAGCCUCUCCCACAUGGAGGAGGAGGCGAGGGCGCGUGCGGAGAAGCAGGAGGUUCUCCGGCAGCAGGAGGAGGCGGAGAGAGCCAGGGAGGAAGAGCAGAGGUUGGCGGACAUCGCCUCUGACAUGCUGCUGCAGUACAUGGGCAAGAAGCAGCAGCCCUUCAUGAAGCCACGACAGAAGAGCAGCAACACCGCUGAGGACAAGAGGUCAGAGGAGGUUCUCCCUGACGAAGACGACCUGGACCAGCAGAUGAUUGAUAGGCUGAUUGAGAUCAGCAGCAAGCUCCAUUUGCCCGCCGACGAUGUAAUCGAGAUCAUAAGCGACGUGGAGGAGAAAAAGAAGAAAAGGAAAGAGUUGCAGCAGCAGCCCUUAAACAGCAAUCCGGUUGUUCCACGCUUCAGGCCUCUGGUGCCCCCUCCUCUCGCCACCCCACCCAUUUACCACUACACAGCCUCAAAAAAUCCUAAGAAAGCUCCUUAUAAGCACAAUAAAUCCAAUAAGAAAUGGCACAAGGACAAAGUCAAGUCAUACAAGCAGGACUAUUGGUAUAAGCCUCAGAAGCAGCUUGACUACUGGUAUAAACCCCAGAAACAGUUUUUAGCCUUCCCCUCCUACCCCUACUACCAAAAGCCAUAUCGAGCCUACUACCCAGUUUACUUCCCAUAUCCUAAGGCACAGUACUAUGGCAAGUCCUCCCCCUCCCGAGACCAGCCCUUCGGCCCCCAAGAACUUGAUCUCCAGCACUCGAGGCGCAGGCACAGGGGUCGGGGUAAGAACCGGGCCGGACAGGGCUGGAGGCAGCAGCCGCAACCACGCCUGCCUCUCACACCUUAUAUCUCUAACUAUAUCCUGCCUCACCCACGGACCUACCAGCCUUUGCCCCCUCCCAAACCGGUGAUCGCGCCCAGGAGGGGCAGACGACCACCAUAUAACUACCCACAGGUCACUCCAGGAGAUGACUAUGAGGAAGAUGGGCUGGUACCUCAGCUGGACAGUGAGGAGGAGCUAGAGAACUUUAUCGAGAGGAUCUACAUGAAGCGCAGAAUGUAUUGAGGGACUCUUUUGGACACUGUCAGAUCAGGGGGACUGAAGGAGGGCUAGAUUUGAAGAAAAUUAGCGAAAAUUAGAGAAAAGUUAAAAAAGAAGUGAAAUGAAAUAAGGAACUCAGAGGAGACAUGUUUUGAGACUGUGGUCAUUUUAAAGAGUUGGGACAUGAAAAAUGUUAGAUUUCUGUUGUUCUUCACUGUAAUUUUAUUAAUUUUUUUGUCAGCGUCCGGAUGAGGAGGUCCCUCUUUAAACUCCCUGUAACCAUGUUCAGCCUCUUGAUGGGUUUACAUUUUAAACCAGAACAUACUGCAGUGUAUGUCUGCCUCCAUUCAGGUCAAUCUUUGAUGCUCUCUUGUAUAUUUCAGAGAAUUAUAGAGCGCGCAAAAACACAGAUUCACAUUCGCACAGAGGCAUGCAUACACAUGCACCUAUGACACUUUUUACGUGCACACUUUAAAACAUAUGUUUACAACAUCACUUUGUAUAUUUUGUUGUAUAUUAAUAUCAUAUUGCAAAGGAAAACAGACCAAUGAUUUCCUGGCGAUACAAAAAAUGAAAUUGAAAGUAUAUUUUUGUUGUAUUGGAUGUGUUUAGAUGCCUUUCUUAUGCCAAAUUGGAUUAACUUUAAACAGCUGUACACAUUUCAGUGCAAAUUAAAGAUUCAGAUUAUUUGCCUUACCAGUGCCAUGGUUCUAUAAGGGAUCUAUCACAUUGCAUAUGACUUUUAUCACGAGUGAUCCCGAUAUAGAAACCCUGUGGACUCCAAAAGCACAAACUUAAACAGUAAACACUUCCAACAUGGUGGACCAGGGGUUUUUAACUAUUCUGGGAUCCAGUUUUGUUUGUGUCCACACAUAGGGUAGUUUUAUGUAUGCCUUACAUUUCCGUUGUUUUCAUCUGAAGCCCUUUUACUUCUUGUGUACAUUUUUGUUUCUUCACCUUCUCUUAAAUUCCUUUUCUUUUUUAAAAAUACUUGAAAUCACACUAUGUGUUUUGCAGCCUUUUAUUACAAAUGUUUCCACCAAGAGGCUACAAGAAUUUUGGUCAUUUUCAGGAGAUAUUCAUCGAAAAGCUUCAGUCCAGGGAGUCAGGGAUUGUGCGUAAGCCGUUAAAUGCACGUCUUUCUACUUGCAUCUUAAAAAAUGAAUAAAAAAAAUGAACAAAAAAAGAGGAAAAAAACAAAACAGUAUGGAGAAUACAAAAAUGUUUGUUUUCUCUGAAUAAACUGUGAACCUAAAAAAAAGAAAAAUCAAAGGAAAGAGGGCCACUGUAUGCACAGUGAAGCCAUCUGUCUUGUAAAAGGAGAGUGUUGUUGUUGAUGUCACCUUUAGCAUUGUAAGAUGUACAGUGUGAAAUAAAUAUGCCCGUGCAAUGUGUAAAUAACAGCAUGAUGAUUAAUAGUUUUGCUAUAUGAUAAAAAAAUAAAAGCAAUUAUUUUAUUAAA
Molecule: messenger RNA, 3864 nt
Organism: Girardinichthys multiradiatus
Lineage: Eukaryota; Metazoa; Chordata; Actinopteri; Cyprinodontiformes; Goodeidae
Product: trichohyalin
Exons: 2
Coding region: 426-2426 (666 amino acids)
Molecular function (GO): neuropeptide hormone activity
Source: RefSeq, a predicted model, not a curated record